This is a messenger RNA of Boleophthalmus pectinirostris (great blue-spotted mudskipper), 5182 nucleotides long. It is a transcript of the gene slc43a1b, whose product is annotated as solute carrier family 43 member 1b. The record is from RefSeq and is a predicted model, not a curated record. Gene Ontology annotation, biological process: transmembrane transport; neutral amino acid transport. The coding region runs from base 776 to 2752 and encodes 658 amino acids. The transcript is spliced from 15 exons. Gene Ontology annotation, molecular function: L-amino acid transmembrane transporter activity; neutral L-amino acid transmembrane transporter activity. Lineage: Eukaryota; Metazoa; Chordata; Actinopteri; Gobiiformes; Gobiidae.
AAAUUAUGAAAUUCAUGUGCCAUUUCUAGUACUUUCGGGUUUGGUGGUACGGAUCGAACAUUUUUUGUUGUUGGAAUAACAAAAUAUAGCAAAAAAGCUUAGUCAUCAUUCCAGUUACUAACUACAAUCUGCUAAAACCAGGUAGUAGUUAGCAAAGAACUGAGAAGAUGCACAAAUGUAGCGAACACAAAUCUAGUUGUGUAAUAUAUUAAUUAUUCCUAUGUAUUAACAGACUACAACUAUGGUUUACAGACAACAUUGAUUAGAUUGUACUAAUUCAGAAAUACUUCCAGACUGAACCACUGUGACAUUGUAACAUAUAAUCUUUUGUUAUGUUGUGAACAGAUAAAUAAACAGAUGAAAACCUACUUCUUCUUCUUGACUACUUCACCUCCUUGAUCACCCCCUAAUUGACUGUCAUUUCAUAAUUUUAUGUUGGUUAUGGUAUAUAAUAGUAGUUAGUUAGUUAAUUAGUCAGUUUCUUUAGUUAGUUCGUUAGUUAGUUAGUUAGUUAAUUCCUUCAUUUUAUUGGCAUCUUGUAGGAGACAUUUUUUAUGGACAAGGGGAGCAGCUCACACAUCACCCACAUACAAGCACAAUGCUCCUGAAAAUACCACAGUUACAGUGAAACAUAAAGAAAAACACACACAUUUUCCUUUCCUUUUCCAUUUGCCCUCCAGUUCAUCAUUUAUAUGUUUCAACAGGUUCAAAGGAGUUCCUCUACAUAUUCUGCUUGCAUUGAAAAGUUCUGUAUGUCAUUACUCAGUGCAUAAGAAUGAACUCAAAGUGCAGGAUGUGUCCACUGUCUGAUAGAGUCCUCUGGACCUGGCUGAUAGUAAAAUUAUUUAACCACUACUCCUAUUCAUUUGCAGUACAGUUCCUCUCUGUGUCCAGUGUGAGUGGAGGGGGCGGGUCAUUCCUUAUUUGGACACACUGCUUUGGUCAGAGGAGAGAAAGUCCAUGUGUCUUUUCCACGCGUCUGCUGCAUGGAGCCACUCUGCUACUGCUGCAAUCAAGGAUCUACACAGGGAAAUCACAGGUUUCACAACAAGACACUGCUAACAGGAGAAUGGCUCCGAGUCUGGCGCAGGCGUAUCGAAGGCGCUGGUGGAUGGCGGUCACAGCGAUCAUAGAAAACCUGCUGUGCUCUGCUGUGCUGCUGGGCUGGGGCUCUCUGCUCAUCAUGCUCAAGAACGAGGGAUUUUACUCACACAUCUGCAUCGAGAAUGGAACAGCACCCUCUAACCACUCCACCGAGCACAGCGGGGAGUAUGCGAGCUGUGUGGAGCAGGAAGAGAUCCUCAAUCUGGGUUUCACCAUCGGAUCAUUUCUCCUCAGCGCCGCCACUUUACCUCUGGGAAUUUUAAUGGACAAGUUUGGACCACGCCCACUCAGACUCAUCGGCAGUUCAUGUUUUGCAGCAUCUUGUGCAAUGAUCGCUACAGCAACGUACAAGCCUGAAGUUCUUUCUAUGCUCAUUUUUUUUGCUGUUUCAUUCAACGGUUUUGGCGGAAUAUGUCUGACCUUCACGUCACUCACACUGCCAAACAUGUUUGGAAACAUCCGCUCCACGAUUCUCUCUCUGAUGAUUGGUUCCUAUGCUUCAUCUGCCGUCACUUUCCCCGGAGUCAAGCUGAUCUACGAUGCGGGUGUGUCGUUCAGGGUCAUCAUGUGGUCCUGGUCUGGUCUCGCCUGUUUUGUCUUCAUCAACUGUUUCCUUAACUGGCCCCUGGAGUCCUUCCCUGCACCAGAGGAUAUAAGAUACACUAAGAAGGUGAAGAUGAGCAGCGUUCUCACGAAGGACGUUAAAACCGGAGACAUGCACUUCACUCCAGUCACUACGUUUGAGGAAAUUGUGGGCUCCAGACAGGAACAGGACCAUUCAGACUCACAGAGCACCCCAAAGAAUGCUGUUCCCCUGUGCCGCUCGGUCUGCUCUCCCAUCUUCCUUUGGAGCUUGAUCACGAUGGCCAUGACUCAGCUCAGGCUCAUCUUCUUUAUGGGCGCCAUGAACAAGAUGUUGGAGUUUCUUGUCACCCAUGGAGACUCCUCAGAACAUGUACUGAACGAGGCAGAGACUCAAGUUGGUUUCUACUCGUCUGUGUUCGGUUCCAUGCAGCUGCUGUGCCUGGUCACGUGUCCAAUGAUUGGGUACAUCAUGGACUGGAGGAUGAAGGAGUGUGAGGAGGAGAAAGCAACUCCAGAAACUCUGAAGAGCCAAUCAAAUCCUCCAAAACGUGACAGAAAGAUCCAGAAACUGACCAAUUCCAUAAGAGCAUUCAUCUUUACAAACCUCCUCCUUGUCAUGUUCGGGGUCGUUUCGCUCAUCGAUAAUCUGCCCAUUCAGAUGGUGUCAUUCGUUCUGCAUACUGUGGUCAGAGGAUUCAUCCACUCGUGCUGUGGAGGCCUCUAUGCUGCAGUAUAUCCAGCCAACCACUUUGGGACUCUGACAGGGAUGCAGUCCAUGAUCAGUGCAGCGUUUGCUCUUUUGCAGCAGCCUUUGUUCAUCCUGAUGUUGGGCACGCUCAGAGGAGAUCCAUACUGGAUAAAUUUUGCCCUGCUCAUUUUCUCAUUGGCCGGGUUCCUGUUACCGGGAUACCUCUUCUACCACAAACGAAAUCUCAUCAAGUCCAAAAUGCAGUGCGAUUCAAAUCUCUUCAGCCAAUCAGAGCAAGAAAACAACCCUUUCCACCAAUCAGAAAACAGCAAAGUCCGAGCCAAUGGCCACACUGCUAAUGGAGAUGUGAUUUAGGACUGUAAUGUUUUGGGGGUUUUUUUCUUUUUUCUAUUGAGUAAAUAUUGAGUUUAUGAAUGACUUACAGGUGGUUGGUGAGGAGUUAGUCUUGACCAACUGGUUUUAAAAGCAAAGACAAAUGCUGCCUUGGGACAAAUACGGGCUACCUUUUGUUUUGACAAAAUAGUAUUACACAAGUUAGGGAUGUAACAGUAUACAUUUCUCACACCACUGCAAUAUCUUGUGAAGGCUUACAGUAUUACAAAGUCCAGGACACAUAUUAUGCUGAAUGUAUUUGUUGGGCUUUUAAACAUAUUAUGACAGUGUUCCUUCAUCAAAAACAUAUCUGGAGUUGUAUUUAGCUUCAUUCGUGCUGGUUUCAGUAAUUUGCAUAAAAAGUCCUUGGCCUCACAACCUCAGAGAAUUUGUGGUUUAAAUUUUUCCAAGAUUGUUGCAUCACAGUUAGAAACCCUGUGCAGUUUUGAAGUCUAUAAAAUAAUGGUCAGUACAUGGUUUUAUUAUCUUUAGUGAAUUACCAAAGCAGAGAUACUCAAAAGCAUGUUUAAAGGCCAUCGGUACAAAUGAUGCAUAAUAUAUGUUCUUUAACAAACGUUUUAAGGUGCACUCUGUAACUUUUUGGGGUAUCCGCCACCUGCAGGUUAUCAUGGAGUUAUAUUGCUUUUUCUCGAAUGUUUGACUGUAUGGCAGUUAUUUAGCUUACACUGAUUCAAUUAUAGGAAGAUUACUGUUGAAAAAUACAUUCAGUGAAACGUUCUCACUGUCCGCAUGCUUGCCUCUGCAAAGAUCUGACCUGUAACUUGGCGUCACCUUGUCUCAAAGCAGGUGAAACCCUCCACCAGAAAAGUUACAUAGUACACCUUUAAGCAAUAAAAGGUUCAUGAUCAACAGAGUAGUCUGAGUAGUAGCAGUAUUAGUAUAAGUAUUAGUAUAAGUAUUAGUAUAAGUAUUAGUAUUAGUAUUAGUAUUAGUAUAAGUAGCUAUCCAUGGGUUUCAGACUGAAGACUGUAGGAGGAGUGUAGCCAUAUCGAUUAACAAUUUAAAAUAAAAUAUUGACUAUUGAAUGGUGAAAAGCCCUCAAAAAGCCAUAAACAGAAGCAUCUUAGUAGUAAAUGUAGAUCCUAUAUAUAUAACACAUACAGGACUAAUGAAAAAUCUCUUGGGGUCUAAUAACAUAGAUUUGCAGACAAAGGUAGAAGUUUAGUCUUUUUUACUAAGUGUCUCUCAGCAAAGUCAUAAGGAGUUCAAAACAAGAAAUAACAAGUUAUAACAUUCACUGUGAACUCUCUCCCAGCAGCUUUGAGCUUUUUCUAUAAAUAUUGUUUAAAAGAAAGUUCAUGUUCAGGUUGGUGCUUUCCUGGAGAACAGAAACAGGUUGAGUGAGACUGUGCAGGCACAGACUUUAUCAAUGUAAUUGUGUAAUUUAUGAUUCAAACUUUAAAACACAUUUGGACCUUUCUUUAUAUCACUACAGUACACUCAGUCUGGUCACCACACCCUCUAUCGCAUCUUGAGACAGAGCCAAACAUGAUCAUGCAAUCAGAGUUUUUUUUUUUUUGUUUUUUUUUGUGAAACAAAGGAGUUCAUUGGUCAGCCAACUUUGACAAAUACAAUUUCAAAUUUCUUUCACCUCAGAUUGAGAGUUUAGUGUUUUGAUCACUGGUCAGGUCCAUCUGACCUAAGGAAGAUUCAUCGGUGACCAGACUCACAGCUUCGAAAAGUGUGUAUUCAGGACCCCAGGCGACGGUUUUGAUAGAUAAGGGUCCAUGCACUUAGACUCAGUUAAGAGACAUGUCAUUGGUGCUCAUACCAUCACUGAUCUCAAUUGUAUUGAGACAAAAUCACAUGUUCCAUACAUAUACGGUCUAUAUUAUGCACAGGUGGAGAGAGUUUCUACAUUCAUAAGCCAUGGUUCAGGAAUGUUCACAUGCUGUGACUUUAUUGUUAUAUGUUAUUAUAUUUUGUCCAUGUGUUAUGUGUUGUUACGUGUUAUUAUGUGUUGUUAUUACAUUUUGUGCAUGUGUUACGUGCUAUUGUUAUCCGUUGUUGUCACAUGUUGUGCAUGUUGUUACAUGUGAUUGUUACAUGUUUUUGUUGUUUGCAAUUGUUGCGUGCAGUUGAGUGUUGGUGUGAUGCUGUAAAUAAAGAAGUUGUAGCUUGCAGAUUCUUGCACUUUGAUGAUUUAUUUUGUAUUAUUAUACUGUAAUACUACAAGUGGGAGUAGUAUGUAAGUAGUUUGUAAGUCACUUUUUGUGGUGGCUAUUUAUUUCUCAAAUAAUAUGUUUGUGUAAAUUAUGUUUAUGCAUCUUGAGUACAUACAAUGUGCUAAAAAAAGUCUCAUGAUAAGAUGUGCCUUAUAUUCAGUUUUAAUGGUGAUAUUAAAGGUUUCUGUGUUGUAUGACUGAAAUUUAAAUUAAAAACAAGUGAAAA